This is a messenger RNA of Charadrius vociferus (killdeer), 1703 nucleotides long. RefSeq names its product ALG13, UDP-N-acetylglucosaminyltransferase subunit (gene ALG13). Lineage: Eukaryota; Metazoa; Chordata; Aves; Charadriiformes; Charadriidae. The transcript has 15 exons. Gene Ontology annotation, biological process: dolichol-linked oligosaccharide biosynthetic process. The record is from RefSeq and is a predicted model, not a curated record. The annotation marks the transcript as partial.
GGUAGCUGCCUGGAAACUCUAGAAAAAGGAAAACCACUAGUCAUAGUAAUAAAUGAAAAGCUGAUGAACAACCAUCAGCUUGAACUGGCAAAACAACUCCACAGAGAUGGGCACGUCCUCUACUGUAAUUGCAGCACUCUUGUGGAGACACUGCAGUCGAUGGACUUGUCAACUUUGAAACCAUUCCCUCCUGGUCAGCCAGAAAAGUUUGCUUUGUUCUUGGAUAAAGUUUUCUCUGCAGCCACGGGCACACCAAGCCAUGAAGCUGGACGGAGCUCGCUGAGCAAGGGCCCCCUUCUCUUCCCCGGGCAGGUCCGGGAGGAGGCGGCCUCUGCAGGCCCUUACCGCCGAGAGCCGGGGGGGGGCCGGCGGGGAACCCCGCAGCGGGAGAGCGGGAACGCUCUGUGGGGUCUUGGCGGGCACCUUAAAAUGGCUGCUGCGGGCGGCACCUCACCGGAGGGGGGCACGCUGUUUUCAUCUCAAAUUCAUCACGUGGAAAUUAGGAAAGCUUGCGUCUUGUUCAUGAGGCAACACCAGCAUAAGUUUGAGUCUUAUGUGGAAGGAUCAUUUGAGAAAUACCUUGAACGACUGGGAGAUCCAAAGGAGAGUGCUGGCCAGCUGGAAAUGAGUGCUUUAUCAGUGAUGUACAAGCGAGACUUUAUUCUGUAUCGGUACCCUGGAAAGCCACCCACUUAUGCUACAGACAAUGGCUUUGAAGACAAGAUUUUACUGUGUUGUUCCGGCAACGGCCAUUAUGACUCUGUGUAUGCAAAACAAUUCCAGGAAAAUGCUGCUAUUUGCCAGGCUGUAUUAUAUGAGAUCCUGUACAAAGAUGUGUUUGGCAUGGAUGAGGAAGAAUUAAGGUCUGCAGUUGAGGUGUUUCGAAGUGGAUCCAAGAAGAACAGAAACAGUGGCUCUGCAGGGAUUGAGGAUGCAAACUUUGAUUGUCUUCGUGAAAAAGUAUCCAGAAAUCCAUCAGAAAAGAGAGUGGACGACUGGGAAGGCAAUGAUACUGACAAUCCACAGGAAGAUAAGUUCAAACAAAGCAUUGAAGAAGAAAAGCCUCCAGAAAAUCCAUCAAAGAUGCCAGUUCCUUAUAAAGUGCUAAAGGCACUGGACCCUGAGAUCUAUCGAAAUGUGGAGUUUGAUGUUUGGCUGGACAGCAGAAAAGAGCUUCAAAAAACUGACUACAUGGUGUUUGCUGGGAGACAGUACUAUUUAGGAGACAAGUGUCAGGUGCGUCUGGAGCCUGGAGGUAAAUAUUACAAUGCUCAUAUCCAGGAAGUCGGACAGGAUGGCAACACGUUGACUGUAUUCGUUGAGGAGCUGGCAGAAAAGCAUACGGUUCCUUUGGCAAACUUAAAACCAGUGACACAAGUGGCGCCUGUCCUUGCUUGGAAUAUGGUUCCCAGCCGAAAAGGAGGAACCUAUCAGAAAAUAACAGGUGGAUACUUCUCAGGAAUAGAAAUGGAUAUGAAAACACGGAAGCGAAUGCUUAAGAAAGUUCGUGGAAAGGAAGUCUUUAUGACUGUGGCUUAUAGCAGGGGUCAGCCAGUUCUUCCACCUCGACUACAGCACAGUGUUCCUCUGGGACGCUCUCCUCCAAUUCACUGCUCACAGGGUGGUGGAAACAUGGCACCUUACGAACACUAUCAUCCUCAAAAUCCUUCUCAGAGACAUAACCGUGGAUUUGGGAUGCCAAG